CAAGCCCAAUGUUAGAAACAAAUUGUCAUCAGGGAAGACGAGAGAUCGCGACCUGUUUGUAGUUCUAUCUUGAUUUGUUGUUGCAUCUUUCACUUUCUCGGCCAGCAUCUCAGGACGAGCUUGUUAUAUCCAAAGAACCCCUCGUCAAGAAAGAUGUCUUCAGAGGUGACGCGUGAAGGUCGUGCUUUGGGGUCUCUCCAGGAGAGGUUCCAGAGUUUCGAGAAGACGAUGGAGGAAGAGACAAAACGGAGAAGGGAGGCUGAAGAUUCGAAAUUGCACGUCAUGCGGGAAUCCAUGGGGAAGCUAGAAAAAACGUUAAACAGCGAAAUCAAGAGGCGAGUGGAGUCGAAUAAGGUUUUUCCGCUGCUCGUUUUUUUCACCGUGCUCGUUAGCUAGUUUGGAUUAACUCGAUGUCUACCGAACAGCAGCAGAAAUUAUGUUGAUCAUUCUUACUAGUGAUCAGAACUUCCCCUUUGAUACAAUUAUUUCUUCAAUCUUGCAGAGCCUACAGAUAUUCCUACUUGGAACUGCAAAUACAGGCUCUCCAAGGCAUGUUUGAGGCCCAGAUCGGGACGGUGGAGGAGAAGUUAGAAGCGAUUUUCGUCGAAAAGCUGAACCAUCUUCAAUUGGCUGUAGACGAACUCUCUGACCGAAUGUCCCUAGUUGAGAGGGAUUUUGCCACGGAGCGCGACCGCUACAUCCGAGAUUUAGAGGACAAAAGUCAAAUUUAUGUUUGGAAUUGGAUUUUAUGAUGAAGAGCACUUCUCCGAGGCAUGCACAGGCUCCCGCCGCCUUCGACGAGAAGACCUCUAGGGCAGUAUAGGACAACAGCGCGGCGCCUAAAUUAAACGGAUCCUAAAUUGACUCCUUAGAACUUACAAAGAUUGUAUAGACUAAAUUUUCCUUCCUCACAAAACCCAGCCCCAACACAGGCAUUCAGGUAAAAGAAACAAGCAGAAGCUGAAACAGUGACGAUCUUCCGUUCCUGUUAAAGUACACCACGGCUUCAUGAAUCAAAGGGUAGUAGUACCCCUAUUUGCAUUUAUGUUUUUUUUUUGCGUUAGGACUACAUGCCACCGCCCUUCCAAACAAUUAAUUACCACUAUUUACGAUGAAGAUGUGUGCAGUUGAAAUAAAUGGACAUCAUAGAAUACUCCAUCAUAGUAAGUCGCUCGCUAUCUUCGUCGAGGUAAUUAUGGUUACAAUUUCGAGAGCGUUGCCACUUUCUAACAAAUGGUAUCAAAAGAUGUGCAGGUGCUGCAGGAGACGUUCGAUAGCGAAAAGGCAAAAAGAAACGAGCGGGACAACAUGAUACAAAAGCGGUACUACUAGCCACAUCUUGUGAACCGGCAGUCUUUCCAUGCUGGCCUUCUCUUGUGCUUGAUCAUUUUUUUUUGUUUUCUUCCCUGUCAUUACCAAAGAUGAAAUGGUCUUAGCUGGCUCUUCUGAAAUUUUUUCAGAUUGCUGGAGCAUGAGCAGCGGGCCGAAGCGCGCUUGGAGCAGGAACGAGUAUCGCGGGAAGAAACGUAUGGGGAACUGAAGGACCAGUUGGAAGAGGCGAAGCGGCAUCGUGCGCGAGGAGACGAGAAAUUUCAGACCUUCAUACUGGAAGAAGUGGCUAGUUUGAAGAACGGACUGGUACUGGAAUCCGAAGCAAGAGAGCAGGCAGACGACGACAUAGUGCAAGCGUUAAAUCACUACACAAAAGCACUACAAGACGCCUUGAGGAUUGUGAAUCAGCCGUGAUGAAGCAGGUUAUACCACUGAUUUUUUUUGCAAAUAUGUCAGACUUUGAAAAAAUGCAAGUUUUGUGCACCAAGUGAAUAUAGCAAAGUGAAG
Molecule: messenger RNA, 1839 nt
Organism: Amoebophrya sp. A25
Lineage: Eukaryota; Dinophyceae; Syndiniales; Amoebophryaceae
Source: the annotation of a GenBank genome assembly